CUACCACUUCACAUCAUGUUGUGAUCCUAGUCUGUCCUUGCAUGCAGUGAGCUGCAUGGCUGCAUGGAUUCUGAGCGGGACACGGUUCUUGUCGUUCACUUUGAAGAAUCGGCUCUUAGAACCGACUCACGGAACUUCACCGACCGAGAUUUGGAUCUGUUGACUGAGGAGAACACUCCCACCCCGGACAUGGAAAGUUCAUGUAGUUUCAUGUAUUUGUGUUCUCUUGUAGAAAAUCUGCUUCUUCUCAUUUAUUACAAAGAAUGACGUUCACUUUCACUUUGACACGACUGCGUCACGUCUUCUCCAGGACCAGCAGGAGCGGGACAGAGGACAGACAUGGAGGACGAGAUGAAAGGGCUGAGAGACAGAGGAAAAACUGAAGCCAGUACCGAGAGCAAAACAGAAAACCUGUUAAGAUACAUAAGCGAUCGACUCAGGAUUCAUUCUGGCGCUGAUGAGUUUAAAACAUUUGACCCAGUUUCUGAUGAAACUGGAAAUAUGCUGCAUACAAGUGGAGUAAAGGAAACGUUCCUCUGGCCUCCCGUGUACAGAUCUCCUGACUUUCCUGUCUUUUUCUACGCUGGCACCAGAAGAUAUGACAGAGCGCCAUACAGAGAUGACCCACAUCACAUCGGUGCUGUUGCUGUGUCCCAUGAUGCCACAAGACGCCGUGGACGAGGCGCCUCUCAGGUGGAUGUCGAUAAUUUGGCCCGCGCAAUUCUAAAACUAAGUGACCAGGUGAGGAUGGAUGUCAUACAUCAAGGUAUCCGAGAAGAUCAGAUGCAUGUAUUCCGUUUGACCCGCGCAAUUCGAAUACUAGGUGAUGAGGUGACGAUGGAUCCCCUAUUUCUAAAUAUCCCAGAAGAUAAGAGAGAGAGAUCACUUUUGGCACGCGUAAUUCAAAUACUACGUGACGAGUGGAGGAUGGAUCUCAUUCAUCUAGAUAACCUGGAAGAUAAGAGAGUGCAUGAUAUUCUCCUAAUGUGGCCCUCCAACGUUUCAUACGUGCUCCAUCGCUCUAUGGCCAGCUUUUGCUCUUUUGCGAGUUUUGCUUGCAGCUAUUUACGCGACUAUUUCCGCAAUUUACAGAUUUUCACAAGUAGGCACGAGAGUCACCAGAAUGCCCGAGAGACAAACUCAGCUGAAUACACCCUGCCGGACCAUUCUCACCCCUUCCAACACAUUGGUUGCUUUCGCAGCAGGAGAAACUCGAGCUGUUUGCCUCGUUCUCACAGCGUUCCCUCACUGAGUCCAUUAACCUCUACAAAGAGCGAGACCCUCACACGAGCAAACAGCUUACCUGACAUGCUGCUAGAAAACAGCUUUGAGGAGUUCACACCUGAUAUCGACGAAGACGAUGAAAGCUACAGGUUCCAGUGCUCCUGCCCAGGCCUGUACCAGUGCAGUGUGACAGGCCUGGUGUUCCACAUGGAGGGAGAAGGGGACGUGGAUUACAGGACUGUCCCUUGGAACAGGAGACUACUGGCCCAGCAUCAGAAGCAGCCUGCAGGACCCCUGUUUGACAUCAAAUGUGUGCAGCAGUCUAUGCGUCAGCUUCACCUCCCACACUGUGAGAUCCGCUCCACAGGUGGAUGUGACUUCCUGUCAGUUGCUCAUGUGAAUGAUGAGGGCAUCGAGUUUAUCACCCCUCAUAAGAUAACAGAGACUCAUGUGGUUAUAAACAUCACAGGGUUUUCUGGUUUCGGUAAUGUCAAGGAUGAAGACUCACCACCUGUCCCGGUCCGAGCGCUGGUUCUGCUCUUCUACAGGCCUCCGGUUGAUCCUGAUCUUGACUCACUCCUCAAUGUGUUGUUGCUACCAGACCAGAUCAAACUCUGGAAUGUGAAGCGCAUCAGGAAGAAGUUAUAUGGAGAUGAGAACUUUAUACAGACAUCCCCACAGUGUAAACUGCACCCAAAGCAGGAAUACACACUGUCCACUUGUCCUGAAGACGACUCAGUUCUAGUUCAACCAACAGAAGCAGAAUUUUACUGUGACGACUACGACAACUACUUCCCAUCAUUCCAGCUGGAUUUAGAAAAACCCAUGAAACACAUUAAGCUGCUUCUGAGAGACACCAACAAAGUCAAAGUCUGGGAAAGACGAGUUUGUCUUUCGUCCACUGGAGUAAAAAGGUCCUGUGUGCAGGGCAUUUCAGAUGACAUCCUGUUGGACAUACGGAGCAGCUUCAUCGACGGGAUAUCAGGACCUGUUCUCCAAAGUCUGGUGGACAAAAUGUUUGAGAUAAAGGUGAUGACUGAUUCUGAGAGGGAGUCAGCGGACGGGAUCCAGAACAAAAGAGACAAAGCUCGUUUUGUUUUCGACACAGUGAGGAAUAAAGGUGAAGCUGCCAGCUCAGAGAUGACUGACUUUCUCUGCGAGGUCGACCCCUUCCUGUCUGAACAUCUCGGGCUGAUCUGAAGCUCAACGAACAGUCGAUGGAUUCAGAACAUGAUGAGCUGCUGGUUAGAAACUGUUCAUCGACCUUGAAAGAACAAUCACUGUUCUCGAUCUCCACUUCACAUUUGAAUGAAUCUGUAGGCAUGGACAGUUUUUAUAUGUUGAAUUCAAAAUGUUUCAAUUAUUUUAAAACACCCUUGACCAAAUGCAUUGGAUGCAGUCUGCUGCUCUUUUCAUAGUGUUUGUCACCAGACUUUUUCAUAUUUUACUUACAUUUGAUAUUUUUAUGCAAGCUUUCUGUGAAGUCCCCCAAAAAGAAGCAGGUGUCAUGAAGUUGUUCGCCAACUUCCAUCCAAAUAAAUGAAUUCUAACAUUGCAACAAAGAACGAGAGAUUUAAGAUACAUUAAAGCUGUUUUUUGGUAUCUUGUUCAACUUUUUGCUCGUGUCAAUAACAGAGGAGAUCAUGUGGUUGAAGUGAAAGUUAAAUAUAUCCCCUCCUGGUGACAGAAGUUUUAUUUUAUUGUACCUCUCUAUAACUGAUGUCAUACCUCCAUCAGCCAACAGGAGGCGUCACUCCCUUGUUAAUGACUAGUUAGUGCUCAGGUCAAGUCAAGGUGAUUUUGCCUGUCAUGAAACAUGAAGUGAGGCUGCUGACAAAUGAGCCAUGACAAUGACAAUCAUUUAAUAUUCAUGUUUACAAUAAAAAUGCUUUUGAAAAACAAACUGUAAAUAUUGAUACGGUUGAUAUUUUAUAAUAAAUGUUGGAAUAACUUUAAGAUUUA
This is a messenger RNA of Larimichthys crocea (large yellow croaker), 3186 nucleotides long. RefSeq lists its product as uncharacterized. The record is from RefSeq and is a predicted model, not a curated record. The coding region runs from base 340 to 2424 and encodes 694 amino acids. Lineage: Eukaryota; Metazoa; Chordata; Actinopteri; Sciaenidae. The transcript has 2 exons. Gene Ontology annotation, biological process: regulation of apoptotic process.